Helianthus annuus (common sunflower) is the source of this 480-nucleotide messenger RNA. Its product is annotated as pollen-specific leucine-rich repeat extensin-like protein 1. The coding region runs from base 1 to 480 and encodes 159 amino acids. The transcript has a single exon. NCBI's taxonomy places the organism in Eukaryota, Viridiplantae, Streptophyta, Magnoliopsida, Asterales, Asteraceae. The record is from RefSeq and is a predicted model, not a curated record.
AUGGAAUCGUCCGUUCCAAAAUCCAUUCCAUUCCCUCAAAAUCAUUCCAUUCGUCACCCCUGUUUUUUUCCCAUUCCAUUCCCUCUUCACCUAACAACACCACAACCCACCACCGUUGCUACCACACCCCACCACCACCACCACCACCACCACCACCAUCACCCACCUACGCCGCCGCCGCUGCCACCACCUACCGCCGCCACCCACCUCCGUCCUUGCCACCGCCGUCGCCGCCACCCACCGUCGCCAUUGCCACCUCCGAUCAUCGCCACCACCCACCUUCGAUCAUUGACGCCACCAUUGCCACUGCCACCUCCGAUCACCGCCGCCACCAUUAUCAACCGCCACCACCCACCGCCACCACCGCUACCUCCUCCGACCACCCCUGCCACCACCAUUGCCACCGCCGCCACCUACCUCCACCGUCAUCUACCACCGUCAUCCACCACCGUCGCCAACCACCGCCACCGCUACAACUGA